Propithecus coquereli (Coquerel's sifaka) is the source of this 3250-nucleotide messenger RNA. It is a transcript of the gene CREB3L2, whose product is annotated as cAMP responsive element binding protein 3-like 2. The record is from RefSeq and is a predicted model, not a curated record. The coding region runs from base 402 to 1979 and encodes 525 amino acids. Gene Ontology annotation, biological process: regulation of transcription by RNA polymerase II. NCBI's taxonomy places the organism in Eukaryota, Metazoa, Chordata, Mammalia, Primates, Indriidae. Gene Ontology annotation, molecular function: cAMP response element binding; DNA-binding transcription factor activity, RNA polymerase II-specific. The transcript has 12 exons.
GCUGGGUCCUGGAGCCGAGCUGAGGAUCCCUGGGGAGUCUCAAAGUUUGUGUCUGGAGCUGUGGUGGAAAGCGGGCUUAUUGCGAAGGGAGUUUCCUGGGAUGAGAGCUGAUCGCCUGCCUUCAUUUUGGGUGCACAUCCCGCUUUAAUCCCUGCAGCAUUCGGUCCGAGCCCUGGACGGCCUGUGUCCCCCGGGGAUUCUCAGAUCUCCGAGGACAGCGGACGGGAGCCCGUGGCCCUUCUCUCUCCGGCAAAGGAGCAAACGUUUUCCUUCCUAAGUGCACAAACUACACACUCACGCACGCACACGCACGCGGAGGGAGAGGAAUCUCGCCGGUCCGGGGCGGCUCUGCCGGUCCUCUCCUGCCCUCCGCAUCCUCGCCCCGCGCGGCUCCGACCACCAUGGAGGUGCUGGAGAGCGGGGAGCAGGGCGUCCUGCAGUGGGACCGCAAGCUGAGCGAGCUGUCAGAGCCCGGGGACACCGAGGCCCUCAUGUACCACACGCACUUCUCAGAACUUCUGGAUGAGUUUUCCCAGAACGUCUUGGGUCAGCUCCUGAAUGACCCUUUCCUCUCAGAGAAGAGCGUGUCGAUGGAGGUGGAGCCGUCCCCUACGUCCCCAGCGCCUCUCAUCCAGGCUGAGCACAGCUACUCCCUGUGCGAAGAGCCUCGGGCCCAGUCACCGUUCACCCAUGUCACCACCAGUGACAGCUUCAAUGAUGAUGAGGUGGAAAGUGAGAAAUGGUACCUGUCUACAGACCUCCCUUCAACAACUAUCAAGACAGAACCGAUUACAGAUGAGCCACCCCCAGGACUUGUUCCCUCUGUCACUCUGACCAUUACAGCCAUCUCCACCCCUUUCGAGAAGGAGGAAUCUCCUCUGGAAAUGAAUACUGGGGUGGAUUCCUCAUGCCAGACCAUUAUUCCUAAAAUUAAGCUGGAGCCUCAUGAAGUGGAUCAGUUUCUGAACUUCUCUCCUAAAGAAGCCCCCGGGGACCACCUGCACCUACCACCCACUCCUCCCAGCAGUCAUGGCAGUGACUCAGAGGGCAGCCUGAGCCCCAACCCGCGCCUGCACCCCUUCGGCCUGCCUCAGACUCACAGCCCUGCCAGAGCUGCGCCCCGGGCCCCCUCCGCCCUCUCCAGCUCCCCGCUGCUCACAGCGCCUCAUAAACUGCAGGGAUCAGGCCCACUGGUCCUGACCGAGGAGGAGAAGAGGACUCUGAUCGCUGAGGGCUAUCCCAUCCCCACCAAAUUGCCCCUAACAAAAUCAGAGGAGAAGGCCCUGAAGAAGAUCCGGAGGAAAAUCAAGAAUAAGGUGAGCCCUUCAAAUCUAGGCACUUCUCAGCAGGGAAGAGGUGAGAGAAAACAAGGUGGUAACACCCUUAAAAGAGUGGAGUCUUGCUCAACUGAGAACUUGGAGCUUCGGAAGAAGGUAGAGGUUCUGGAGAACACCAAUAGAACCCUCCUUCAGCAACUCCAGAAGCUCCAGACGUUGGUGAUGGGCAAGGUUUCUCGUACCUGCAAGCUAGCUGGCACGCAGACUGGCACCUGCCUCAUGGUCGUCGUGCUGUGCUUUGCCGUGGCAUUUGGCAGCUUCUUUCAGGGCUACGGGCCUUAUCCCUCUGCCACCAAGAUGGCUCUGCCCAGCCAGCAUUCCAUGCCGGAGCCGUACACAGCCUCCGUCGUGAGAUCCAGGAACCUGCUGAUCUACGAAGAACAUUCUCCCGCAGAGGAGCUGUCCAGCCCGGCCUCAGCCGGGGAGCUUGGGCCCUGGGAUAGAGGCUCCUCCCUGCUCAGGGUGUCGGGGCUGGAGUCCAGGCCGGAUGUGGAUCUUCCCCGUUUCAUUAUCUCGAAUGAGACCAGCCUGGAGAAGUCAGUGCUUUUGGAGCUGCAGCAGCACCUGGUCAGCGCCAAACUGGAGGGGAAUGAAACACUAAAAGUUGUAGAACUCGACAGAAGAGUGAACACCACCUUCUAAAGAGGUUCUCUGCUCCCCUUGCCCCAACUCUACUUUUACAUCCUCAAACCACCUUUGUCAUAAGCUUUUCCUCUUUGCCACUGGAUCUUGACAAAGACAUGGACUAGCGUUAGUGGCUUCAGAUGGGAGGCCAGCCUGGGAUUCCCCUGCAGUGAGACAGCACCUUCCCCGCGGUCCACGCCCCUCCGUGCAGAGGGGAGCCCGCGUCCCUCCCUCCCUUGCCCUUACUGCCAUAGGAAAUUAUUUUAGGGGUGGGGGUGGGACAAGCAGGCUUGUUUCCACCAACAGUGCCAAAAACAUACUGCCUGAUUCACACCUGUGAGGUGCACCCCCCUCUUUGAAGAAGAAAUGACUCGUAUUCCAUCUAGACCCCAGACGCUAGCCACAAAAAUGCCACAACGAUGCCUGUUGGGAUUUGGCAAAGCACUGACUCAUGUCCUCCCUAGCUCACGGCGGGGUCUCCGGUAGGAAUGCGCCUGAUGGCGGUCCUUCGCCCACUCUGCCCCCUCGGAGCCCUCGCUGGAUGGUCCCCGCACCGGCACUGGCAGGCGAGGGCUCCCCUUCAUGUUCUCAGGCCGCAAGUGCAAUGCCUGAAGCGAUCAGGCUUUUCUACUCCAGGCGAACCUGCCCCAUCUCGUUGCUUGUAGGACCUCCCGUAAGCUGGUCCCCACACACCCAUAGUUCCGCCUCCCCAGCUUCUCCUCCCCGUGUGUAAAUAGUAUUUAUUAGCUCGCUGAGGCUUCUCGCUAGCAGCCACACUGGAGAGAUUCCAGGCCUCCCUUCAAGCCAGCAAAGUCUUCUGCUGGCCUUUGGAGCUAGGAGGGCACCCUAGGCUCUGGGAUCCCCAAUCUUUCCAGACAAUGUUUUGUUUCCUUUCUUUUUUUUUUUUUUUUUUCUCCUUUUUUACUGGAGGCUUGUAAAAUAAUUACUAUUGAGAAAUCCCCUGGGGCAUGUGUCUGCCUCUAGGACGAGUUCAGAGGGAGCUAGAGCAAUGCCUUGCUCGGUCCGUGGCUCUGUGGCCAAGUGCUUUCUCUAUCCUGUUUCCACGGCAGAGAAGUGACGACAGGCGUGUGGGACGACCUCGCUGGCUUGUCUUUCCACGCCUGCCCCGCUCCUCCUCCCUCUGCACCUCCACUCUGUCCUCCUCUUCCCCCGCCUCAACACGGGGCCGAGUAGGUGACAUUUGUGUAUCCACAUUCUGACCUUUUAUAGUCAUGUUUGGCUACUUUGCAGCUCACCCAAAGAGAUACAACCUAACCCCCAACCUACCU